AUGGCUCGUUACUCUACUGUUGGUCGUAUGUCUAUCGGCAGCCUAGACGAUGAUCAAUUCUAUAGUGCACCGUCCAGUCGUAUAGCUAGCCGACAUGUUAGUCUUAUAGCCUCACACAACCUACAAGAGACGGGCCACGGCACAAUAUCCGCGCAGUCCCCCAACUCAUCCUACCAGCCCGGUUGCUCAGCUCCUGUGUCACCCCUAGAACCUCAAAUUCCGGGGUUGAAUCAUACAUCGAAGCCGCGAGUGGCAACCCCUUUUGCUAUAAACUAUCACCAUAAUCCGAGGCGUCAUCAUUUCUGCCCGAAGUAUAUAUGUCGUCGUUUCCAUAGAACGUUCCAUGGCACGUCAGAAAGCAUUCCACUACUUCAACCACUGGUGAACGACUCAAAUAUAGAUACUAACGGCUAUAUGAAGCCUUUGGCAUCAUCCCCUGGAUCCCCUGGAUCCCCUACAUCAACAGAUUGCUGGAGUCCAGUGUACACCGGGGCCCAGACUCCUCGUUCGGAAUUAGAUGGAACUACGUUCGAUAGUCCAAUUACCAUUAAUAGACAGGUAGCAGAUACCAUUGCUUGCAACAUACGAGCCUACUUGUCUAAUAGAGGGCAUAAUAAUCGUUCAUCUCGAACAGAGAGGCCAGCAAGCAUUGACGAGAAUCUGCCCCCCCUAUCAAGAUUGUGUACUGGCCAGGAUAGCAUUGGGAUUGGUCACCCUAAAGUUAACGAAUCGGCGACGGAGAGCUAUCUAGUUACCACGGAAGAUAUUGCGGGGAUUCUAGAUAUCGUAAUUGCUGGUAUCCGCUGUGUUCGCAAUGACAGUUCGGUAGCUGAAUGUCUUUCGAUGUUAUUACCUAAAGAACCACUGGCAAAGCCUACACCCAGCAUGAACUUUAUUGUUCCUGGAUCACCUAGCAUUGCUUAUCCAGCUACGACGAUCAGCUCCGUCCGACCUUCCUUCAGCAUAGCCAGUUGCUCUGACUACCAUGGUCAUUGUGUUGACACGGCUAGAACGACGUUUAUUUCUCGACAAAGCAUAACCGAGGUCACAUAG
This is a messenger RNA of Daldinia loculata, 1053 nucleotides long. RefSeq lists its product as uncharacterized. The transcript has a single exon. The record is from RefSeq and is a predicted model, not a curated record. Bases 1 to 1053 code for a protein of 350 amino acids. Lineage: Eukaryota; Fungi; Ascomycota; Sordariomycetes; Xylariales; Hypoxylaceae.